AUGGUACUACUGUUCACUCCAAAGCAUCAGAAACUGGUCAAUCAAUGCUAUCCUAGCGGGCGGACAACGGACAAGAAACCCAAGUCUUCAGAGACGUCUUAUUUACUGUACUAUGUGAACUCCAGGAGAACCAAGCUAGAAAAGGUUAGCAGCUUUUUGGCGCGUAAAAGCACUACAGACCUCAACCACAGACGCAUCGGUAAUAUCUCGGUAACGCUGGAGCUUAUGGACAAGAUUGUAACUCAUUGCAAGGAAAAUUUGAACGUUUUUGUUCGAGACUUUUUACAGAUUAUGGUCAAGAUUUUAUCCAAUAACAAUGUAAACAACGAUGCCAGCGUAGUUGAAAACGCAGAAAAGACAUUUGGGAGUAUCUGUCGCUUCCUUGACGGUGCAUUGUGCAAUGGUGAUGCUGACUUUAUCGACUCCUUUCAAAAAUUUGUGGAUUUGUAUUUCCAAGUUGUAACUGAGAGACUACGUGACGACAAAUUGCUGCUCAAAGGCUGUACAGACAUUUCGACCGUGCAAAACCUCGCGCUCAAUCCACAAGGCAGCAUGUUGAUAUCGCGAGCUGCAGAAAUUGCGCUCACACAAUUUCAAGAGAAAAACGCCCAGUAUCGCGUGCAAAGUCUCGAGGCUUCAGGCGACCUCACAAUGGCCAAAAGGCUUACAAGAACUCAAACGCACACAGAAGGGCUGGAUGACCUCAUAAACAGCGACGACUAUGCCAUAGAAGCGCUCAGGUCCUUCUUUAGCACGUCCGAAACCGAUAAACUGACGAUUUCGAUAAAAGCGUUGUUCAGUGUUUUGGUGAAAACGCCGAACCAACAGCUUUUGCAGUUCAUAUGUAACGGUAUACCCGUUCACUUGAGGUACAUUGUGGUCCUCAUUUUUAUUCGCCAAUUGCGUCAAGAUUCUCAGCGCUCAUUGGUGAGCUUGAAGCUAAUAUCAAGCUUAUUGGUGUCCGAGGUCAGUAUCGUUGGCUUGAGUAUUAUUGAUGUUAUGAGAAAGCUGCUCAAUAUACAAAUCACAGACGGCAUUUCUAAAGAGAUCAGCAGCCAGUGUGCAACCACAAUCGGAGACUUGAAUCGCAAAACUUACUACAAAGACCAGACCUCGGACAUGUUCUCUGAAAUAUUGAUAAGACUCAAAGACGAUAGAAACUCGGCCCACACAGACAGCUUACGCCAAGAUUUGCAAGAAUUGGCAAGUUCCACAUUCACGCCUUCUCUAAACUUAGACACUUACCUGGAGCUUUUCCCUUACCUUCACGAGCCAGUGGCACUAUUCAGAGUGGUCAGCAGCACUCUUGCCGGCUCUUUUUCCAUCUCAAAACUUUUCCAUGUGAUGGAUAGCUUGAACUCUCCUGAAACGCAACAAACGUUCAUGUCCGCAGCUUUUGACAAGUUCAAAGGUUUCACACUUUUAGCAGGUCUGAAGCACUACCUUGAAAUUGAUGAUAUUGAAAAGAGCUGCUACUUCAACUAUCACAUAGAAGCCGCGACAUUUUUGGGCAUCAGCGAUUACCGCUCCCAAGCCAAAUUCAAGCAAGCGUCACAAGAAAGGUUCAGUCAAGACGAUUUACUCAAUUAUUAUUCAGACAUGGGAUCCAACAAGUACUCAGACAAAGGCAGACAGAUCAUUCUGUCCAAAGAGAUCAAUGUUUCCACAACAGACCUACUGUCGAACGGCAAUACUACCAUUCGCUCCGAAACCGACGCAAAUGGUAAGCUAGCUGACGGCGUCGCGAUUCCUCCACCCUUGACCCAAGAUUUCGGUGCCAUACCGAAAUUCGGCCUUGGGAAUGACGCAAGAUCUCUCAGAUCUCUCAAGCACAUGUCACCAACGGUCAGGGAUUUAAAGGCCGCGAGAAGUAAUGGAGCACUGCGGAAAAAACGCGACGUGGUAUCUCACGGCUCGCAGUCGGUGAGGUCUCACAUCACAAAUAUCACUUUUCUUCUAUCUGAACUUGGCGAUGAUGGCCAAGAAAGCAGAAUUCAAGACCCUGACGAAGAAGAAGUGGUGAAUAUUGAAAAGUCAGAUCUUGCCAGAUCCGAGUCUCUCAAGUUCAACAACACCGCCUUCAGGGCUUCCAAGCGCCUGAGCAUUCCUCUUAAGCUCCAGGAAGACAAUGAGGAAUUUCAAGAUGCCACUGAAGAUUUCCAAAUCACAUCUACAAGAGGGAAGCUAUUCACCGCCUAA
Messenger RNA from Lachancea sp. 'fantastica', 2199 nucleotides. Lineage: Eukaryota; Fungi; Ascomycota; Saccharomycetes; Saccharomycetales; Saccharomycetaceae. The record is from the annotation of a GenBank genome assembly.